ACGAUUUACAGAAUUGAGCUGGCAACGGCAGCCAAGAGCUGUUCCUCGUUGGUCCUCACUGUAGAAGACUGACGGAAAUGGAAGUCGUUUCUUAGAAUGGCUGGAAGGACUAUUUCACGUGCCGUUCAUCAUAUUUUGGUACGACCGCUGAUGCGUCACGGGGGGGCGAGAGAUCGCGAUUUGUAGUUACUAGCAGACUGCCAAGUGGAGCAUGCGACUAGGCUGGCAUUCGUUCACUGUCGCUAACUAUCGCCACUUGGGCCUCAGGAUGUUUCGUCGUUUUGGCAGCCUGCCAUCUCUCCCCACGUUCUGCCGUUCCCGACCCUGCGUCAAGCCUAGAGCAGUGCUCAGACCUUGUUGGCCGGUGGUACCAUCAGACGGCCACACAAGGCCAAAACGUCAACCCGAGAAGCCAAGUGCUAAUUAUCGAUGCAAGAUCCGCGUCUGCUCUCAGCAACUUUCAUUCCUCCCGAGGAGGCUGAUUUUUUUGCGAUGCCGUGCUAGUAGGGUGAUCACCUAACUUCUUCAUACUGGGACCGCCAUGCCGCAUUCCUCACAAGGGAUCGCUUCGCCGUCCGAAUCCCAAUCCUCGUCGCUUGCCGUCAAGCCGUGGUCCGCAGAGGAGGACGCGGUUCUGCUGCGCCAUGCGCUCCAUUGCGGCACGAGGCGGUGGGGAGAGUUGGGGAGGAGCGGUCAGCUGAAGAGAAACAACAAGUCGUGCUGUAACCGUUACAUCUUCCUCAGAAGGAAGUUCGUCCAACGCUUUCAGGAGAAUCUCCUGCGACAGCACCUGGGAGGCGCUGCAUUCCCCCAACACAUAGCCUUGGACGCGCACAGCCAGUUGCUGCUGAGGCGUGAUAGCCAGCAGCAGCAGCAGCAGCAGCAGCAGGCUGGCGUGGGUUCACCCUGGUCGCCAUCGCCUGCUCUUACUUUCGGCGGGCUGUCGUUUGAUGAGUGCAGGAGCGUCUUCCUCUCACCCAAUGCGCGCCGCCCAACAGCCCAGGCGAGCCUCGUGUCUGCCUUCAGCGCUGCCGCUGCUUCGUGUGCGGCUGCUCUCUCCUCAACACAAGCACACCCUUCAUCUGCCUUCGUGCCUGACACUGCUUCCCAUGCCGCUGCUUUCUCCACCGCUGCUGCUGUCCCAGUUGCUCCCACCUCCACUGGUGCUGCUGUCCCAGUUGCUCCCACCUCCACUGGUGCUGCUGUCCCAGUUGCUCCCACCUCCACUGCUGCUGCUGUCCCACUUGCUCCCACCUCCACUGCUGCUGCUGUCCCACUUGCUCCCACCUUCACUGGUGCUGCUGUCUCCAGUGCCGCUUCUUGCGCCUCCGCUGCUGUGGCUGCUGCAGGUUCCAGGGCUGCUUCUUUCCCCAAUGCCGCUGCACUCUCCAGUGCUGGGGUGAUCGAUGCAGCGUUUUCAAAUGCGGCUGCUGCCCUCAAGUUGCCCAUGAAGCGAGCAAGGGGGGACUGCGGCGGGCUUAUGGUGAGCCAAUCCCUGCGGGGUCUGGCUGGGAUCGGGUGGGCCCACCGCACGCUGUGCCACUCGCAGUCCUUGGACGGCCGUUUCCUGCAGCAGGACGGGCAGAGGAGCCAUGUGCACUCAGCGGUGUGGCCUCGCGUGGCGUCGGAGAGCGCCCUUCCAGACGAUGUGCUGCUGGGAUCCAGCUGCGAGGGCCCUCGCUACAGCAUGCCGCAUGCACCACUGCCAGCACCACUGCUAGCACCACUGCCAGCUCAACUGCCAGCCACUCUCUCCACGCAGCCACAGGCAGCACUGCCAGCGUCGCUGCCCACCCAACUCGCGGCUCUGAUUGGUUCUGUUCCCGGAGAUAUAAGCAGCUGCUUAGGAGGGGCGCUCUCCUUUGAGAAUGGCUCUGUGGGACAUGAGCUGGUUCCGUCCAAGGGCGCAUGCAACGCGGUGCAUGAAAUCGACCCUCUGCUUCUGUACGCGCCUGCCUCUCACCUGUGUCUGGCUGAGUGUGUUCCCCAUGUGCACUUGGCCAGUGAGCCUCACGGACAGCCUCUGGCAGCCUGCCUUCCCGAGCCAAUGCUGCCAGAGUGGUUGCUGGAACAAGGGGGGACUGGGGAAGGGGAUGUUCAGGUGCACAGGCAUGAACACCCGGUGGGACAAGGAGUGAGUGUGGAAGGAGUGAGUCCACCGCAGAGGUGCCAGCAGCAGCGUCUGGAGCUCGUGCGCAUUCCCUCGCUGCUGUCGCACCUUCCACUGCCAGAGCCACUGCCAGAGCCACUGCCAGAGCCACUGCCAGAGCCACUGCCAGAGCCACUGCCAGAGCCACUGCCAGAGCCACUGCCAGAGCCACUGCCAGAGCCACUGCCAGAGCCACUGCCACAGCCACAACCACAACCACUGCCACUGCCACAGCCACUGCCACAACCACUGCAAGAGCCACUGCCACAGCCACUGCAAGAGCCACUGCCACAGCCACUGCAAGAGCCACUGCCACAACCACAACCACUGCCACUACCAUGGCCACUGCCACGGCCACAACCACUGCCAGAUCCACUGCCUCUAGAACAGGCAUUGGCACUGGCACCGUCACAGGCAUUGGAACAGGCGUUCGCGCUCGUGCCGUCACAGGCGCUUCUCCUGUCUGCUCUUUCCCAACAGCCACUGGCCCUUGGCGCAACCAUUACUAACCCUCCAGGCACACAGUACAUGCCCUCAAUCCCCAGGGGAUCACACAUACGACCAGGCCCUGCCUUGCUGCACAAGCCAUUAAUCCCUUCACCAUACCGCAUGCCUGCUGCCCCGUCGCACUUACAACCACGCCCUGCCUUUCCGUGGGAGUCCCGUAUCCCUUCUCCAGAUCUCAUGAGCCCGGCGCCUGUUCAUUGGCCCAGCACGGCUGAUGAUGCUCCAGGAGGUGAUGGGGCUUCUUUGCAUGCCACGAUUGCUCCUGGCAUCGACCCGAACAUGCUUGCCUCAACUAACUUAUUUGAGCUUGGAGGAACAACUGACGUGAAGCCCGAGAGUGGCCGCUGGGAUGGAAGCAUGAUUGUCCAUAGCGAGAAUUUGCAUGUACCGUAUGGCUUUCCAGAUACAGCCAUGUGCCUUCCUAGGAUGCCACCAUCCGCACAUAUACGCCAGGGUGGCUAAACAUGACGUGCUACAGCUAGAUAUUUUGUGAGCUAGAUAAUUCGGCAAACCCAUCGUGAGCAGGGCUCCCGUAAUCAGACCAAAUCGGUCUGAUGGUCUGAAAAUCAGACCGGGUUUUUAUGUUUCAUCUGA
Molecule: messenger RNA, 3250 nt
Organism: Closterium sp. NIES-67
Lineage: Eukaryota; Viridiplantae; Streptophyta; Zygnematophyceae; Desmidiales; Closteriaceae
Source: the annotation of a GenBank genome assembly